AUGUCGUCGUGGAAAAAAUCAAGCAAAGUUGGGCAAGUUCAACAUCGAGAACGAUCUCAACCUUCAACACGUCAACAUUUAGGUUUCCUUGAAAAGAAAAAAGAUUAUAAAGAAAGAGCAAUUGAUUAUCAAACAAAAGGAAAUGUCAUACGUGAGCUUAAGAAAAAAGCUUUGGAUAAAAAUCCUGAAGAAUAUUAUUUCAAUAUGAUCAAUACUAAAUUAAAAAAUGGUGUUCAUAGUUUAAAGAAAAAAUAUAAAGAAUAUAGUGACGAUCAAUUAAAAUUAAUGCAAACACAAGAUUUAAAAUAUAUAAAAUAUAAACAUCAAAUGGAAAGAAAAAAAAUUGAUAAAUUACAAACAUCAUCACAUUUAAUAGAUGCUGAAUAUCGUCCAUCUCAAUCACAUAUAUUUUUUGUUGAUUCACAAAAACAAGUUGAAAAAUUUGAUCCGGUUAAACAAAUGCGAACACAUCCAUCAUUAAUUAAUCGUCGAUCCAAUCGAUUAACAAUUGAACAAUUAAAAUCAACAAAAUUUAAUUUCGAUGAAGAACAAAUUAAUAAACUUCAAAAAAUGCGAAAGAAAAAGUAUUUAGAAUUACAAAAACGAAUUGAGCGUGAAAAGAAAUUACAACAAGUUGAAUUAGCUAUGGAAGAUAAACUAUUACUUAAAAAUCCAAAACAAGCGGAUGAUGAUGAAUUUUGGUCAGACAAUGAAAAUGAAAAAAUAAAUGAAAAGAAAAAAGCAAAAAUUAUACCGCGAAAGAAAUAA
Messenger RNA from Rotaria sp. Silwood2, 768 nucleotides. The record is from the annotation of a GenBank genome assembly. Lineage: Eukaryota; Metazoa; Rotifera; Eurotatoria; Philodinida; Philodinidae.